Triticum urartu is the source of this 1996-nucleotide messenger RNA. RefSeq names its product beta-glucosidase 31-like. NCBI's taxonomy places the organism in Eukaryota, Viridiplantae, Streptophyta, Magnoliopsida, Poales, Poaceae. The record is from RefSeq and is a predicted model, not a curated record. Gene Ontology annotation, biological process: carbohydrate metabolic process. Gene Ontology annotation, molecular function: beta-glucosidase activity.
GCCUUAGCGGCCGCAGAGCACCGGGAACGGCAUAUAAAGAGACCAUCACCCAACAUCAGUUCAUCACCCACCACCACCGCCGAGACAGCGCGCAGUGCCGGUGAAUCGACGACAGAGCUAGCAGCAGCUGUCUAUAUAUAGGCGAUGAGGACAGCCGGCCGGACGCCGGCGACGAGGGCGAUCUCCUGCGUCCUUCUCCUCCUACUCGCCGUCGCGUCUCAAGGGGCCGCCGCCGCGGCCAUCACCAAAGGCGACUUCCCCCAAGGGUUCGUCUUCGGCACCGGCUCCUCCGCUUACCAGAUUGAAGGUGCGGUUGCAGAGGACGGAAGAAAACCCAGCAUCUGGGACACAUUCACACACUCAGGCUACUCUGCUGAUGGAGCCACUGCUGAUGUGACUGCAGAUCAGUAUCAUAAGUACAAGAUAAACAACCAGGAAGAUGUAAAGCUUUUGAGCCAGAUGGGCGUGGACGCGUAUAGAUUUUCCAUUGCCUGGCCUCGGCUUAUUCCUGAUGGCCGAGGAGCUGUCAAUCCAAAGGGACUGGAGUACUACAACAACCUUAUCAAUGAACUCCUGAGUCAUGGAAUUCAGCCUCACGUGACGAUAUAUCAUUUCGACUUCCCUCAGGCUCUUCAAGAUGAAUACCAUGGGAUGCUUAGUCGUAAAUUCAUAGAUGACUACACGGCGUAUGCAGAUGUGUGCUUCAAGAACUUUGGUGACAGGGUGAAAUACUGGAGCACCGUGAAUGAGCCAAACAUUGAGCCCAUUGGCGGAUACGAUAUAGGAUUCUUUCCACCACAGCGAUGCUCCUCCCCCUUCGGCAUCAAUUGCAACAAUGGCAACUCUACCACUGAGCCCUACAUAGUAGCUCACCAUCUUCUGCUUGCACAUGCCUCAGCAGCGUCCCUGUAUAAAGAGAAGUACCAGGCCAAGCAAGGAGGAAAAAUUGGACUCACAUUGCUCUGCUGGUGGCACGAGCCUGCGACACAAGCACCUGAGGAUAUAGCAGCAGCUGCAAGGAUGAAUGACUUCCACAUUGGAUGGUUUAUGCAUCCAUUGGUACAUGGAGACUACCCCCCAGUGAUGAGGAAGAAUGUUGGGUCCAGGCUACCAUCUUUCACUGCUGAAGAGCUGAAGAGAGUGCUUGGGUCUUUUGACUUUGUAGGAUUUAACCACUACGGUGCCGCAUAUGUGAAGGCUGAUCUUAGCAAACUGGAUCAGAAGCUGAGAGAUUUCAUGGGUGAUGCAGCCGUGAAAUAUGACACCAUGCCAUUUUUGAACUCAAAGAACCAGCUCCUCUUUGGGUCGAAAAUGGGUCUGAUGUCAUCAACAGCGUGGUCUAUGAGGAAAAUGCUGGAGCAUCUGCAGGUCAAAUACAAGAACCCUGUGGUCAUGAUCCACGAGAAUGGAGCUGCCAGCAUUGCUGAUCCCUCCAGUGGGAACGCCCCCGACGACGAGUUCAGGUCGCAGUACCUGCAGGAUUACAUCGAGGCGACCCUCCAAUCCAGCAGGUACGGCUCGAAUGUGGAGGGCUAUUUCGUGUGGUCAUUCCUGGACGUGUUCGAGUACCUCUACGGCUACCGCAUGGGCUUUGGCCUCUACGGUGUGGACUUCAGCUCCAAGGAGAGGACGAGGUACCAGAAGCACUCCGCCAAGUGGUUCGCCGGUUUCCUCCAUGGUGGUGAGCUCAGGCCGGUGGCUCUGCCCGGCAAGGCCUAUUCCCAAUGAUCUUGACGCUUCUUCAGGCCUUCAUAGCCAGCAAAGAGAAGGAUGCACGAAUAAUCCUGGAUAGUUGCGUGUUAAUUUUGGAUGGAAGUUGAAUUUAGCUUGGCCAGUAGGUUUUACAGGUCUCUGCUUCUUUGGAUUCGAUUGUUCCUAAUCCUAUGUAUAUGUUUACGUCGAUGUAUAUGCUAAAAAUAUUAAUACAUUGCUACACAAAUUGUCGGGUUUAGUCAUUAGUCUGUGAGUAAAAUCACAUACCUGAAUUUAGACAGUA